AUGGCGAUGCCCGCUGAACGAAUUGAUGCCUCCGAGUUCGAAGUCAAUGCCAAAUUGUCUGACGCGCGCCGAGCAAAAUUGAUGGACCUCAAGAAGAGGGAAGAUCUCAAGGAUCAGCUGACCGAGAAAUUCAAGAGUCGUUUCGGGCAUGGCGCGUGCAAAGAAGCUGACGAGGUUUCAGUGAACUCGGCAAUGAUCCGGAAGGAGGUCGAGAACUUUGCCCGCAAGGCGCCCAUCACAAACAAUAACCUGGACCGCCUGGAGCGCCGCAUCCAGAGUCGGGCUCAGGGACGGGCAUUGGAUGAUGCCUCCACGGUCUCCAAGGCCAUCAGCGGUGUAAGUCAAUACACAGGGCUGAGCCAACGAAGCCGCAGCGCAACAUCGCUGGCUGGGCAGCACUUGCUUGCACCGAAGCGCAAGCAUGACUGGUCCAAGUUGGAUGAAUAUGCCUCGUAUCUUCAUGAGCAGGACGCGCUUCGUCAAAAGCUGGGCGUGCAAGCCCUGCAGAGGAAGAUGAGGCUGGACUUAGAUGCGCAGGUCCAAGACAAGCUGAAGAGAAGGGAUGAAGCAUUGGAGGAGGAGAAGAAGCAUCAUGAAAACACCCUGCUUGAGCUGGAGCGCUGGAAAGUGCAGGAGAAGGAGAGAGAAGAAGAGAGGCAUCACCGAAUCCAGAAGGAAAAAGAGGAUCGUGAUGAGCAGCUCCGCUACGAACGGCUAUUGAAGGACCAGGAAGAACAGCGAAAGAAGGAUGAGGAGGCACAACUCGUUGAGAAGAUCGUCAACGAGAUGGAAGCAGACCAGAAGCGCUUCGAGAAAAAGAAGGAGCAGACGAAGCGCGCCAUGCGCAAGGUCUUCGAGCAGAACAAGCAGGAUCAGAUCAAGCGAGACCAGGCUGCAAGGGAGGCCAAGGACAAGGAGGCGGCAACCAUCAAGGAGUAUAACCGGCUUUUGGAUGAACAAGAGGAAGCAAAGGCAAAGGAGCUCAGUGACCGUAUGGCUCGCCAGUCAGAGCUCAUGAAGAAGCUUCAAGACAAUGUGAACACCAUGAAGCAAGAGUCAGGUGACACCGAUGAAGCCCGAGCACGUGCCCAGCAGGACGAGGCUGACCGCCAUUAUUUCGAGGCAGAGUCCAUCAAGCAGCAGCGGCUGAAGCAGAUGAAGCUUGAAAACCAGGCCUACCUGCUGAAGCAAAUGCAAGAGAAAGAUGGCCGCAAAGACGAGGACAAGUACCUCACCGCAAUCCAAGCUCAGAUCAUGGACCGUGACACUCAUGAGUUCAACACUGUGGAGAAACAGAAGGUCAUCGAUCGGAAGGAGCGCAGCUUGGCAAAUCAGAAGGAGAUUAUCAAGCAGAUGGAAUGGAAGGCAGCGCAGCGUGAGAUUGAAAUGUCUGACACAGAAGUCGCUUUGAACAAGCCCUUGCUCGAGCUUGUUGAUCGAACACUAGAACAGCGGGAUCAGAACAUGGAGCUGGUGGCCCGGAUCGACUGCUUGGCUGGAAAGAGAUCAGCCGAGCACGUCUCACCUGUGUCUGGCUCAAGCGGGGACAGUCCUGGCAGUCCACGCGUUCAUAGUCCUCGGAAUGGUGAGGUGUGGCCAGAGUACGUCGGCAUCUUCUUUGGGCUGUGUGACACCCGCCUGGUCUUGGGAAACUCUGGCAACCGCCUCUCCAGCUAUGUCUGCGCUGUCCGGCUGGACAUCUUCGACCCGCAGUCUGCAAUGUGGAUGGUUGUGUUGGAGAAUCCAGCGCAGGAGCUGACACCGGGAGGAGCUCUUCUGGGCUCUCACGAGGCUUUGACCUUCCAACGUUUCAAGGAGUUGGUAAGCUCUGGGCUGAGCCCUGAUCGGAAGCUCUUGGUGCGAGUCGCGGUGCUGGGUACUCUCACAAACUUUGAGAAUCGACGCUUGCGCCUGGUGCAGCCAGAUGACUCUGUUGGAAGUGUCGGCUUCUUGCAUUUGGCAGUGCCAAAUCUCAUCAUUCAUGAGAUUGACCAGUGGAGCCCAUUGUGUCCGGAGGCCAAAAGAGCAAGUUUCCCAGGCCCUGCAACCUGCGCUCCUGACCACAACGCGUCUGGCUCCUCUACCUGCAAGGCAUGGUCCCUGACAAAGUACCAAAUAGAGGAGCAUUUAAACCGAAAUCAAGUGGAGGUUGUCGCUUUGGUCGAGGGACUUGAGCCGAUUACCUCCGCAUGCACGCAGGGGCGCAUGUCCUACUCAUACGCCUUGGAGGAUGUGCUCUUCGACUGUGCAUUUGCACCUUGUGUCCUGCGUGAUGCGACGGGCACGCUCACCGUGGAUUUCAAUCGCUUUCAG
This is a messenger RNA of Symbiodinium pilosum, 2313 nucleotides long. NCBI's taxonomy places the organism in Eukaryota, Dinophyceae, Suessiales, Symbiodiniaceae. The record is from the annotation of a GenBank genome assembly.